AUGUCAAACGAGGAAGCCCUCGAAAAAACGAUGGUGCCGAUCGAGGGGAUGCUCGACAAGCGCAUCUUCUUCCAUCUCGUCCGAAUGCCGGCGAAUCCGUUUCGCUGGCGGCGACGAACAUAUCAGGAGCAUGUGCUGAAAUUGGACAAAAUCUUUGACGAUUCGGAUCCGAAGGAAUUCUUCAAGACGAUCUGGAUUCUCAUGAGGAAGAAGCCGCAGGUUUAUCGCGAAGCUGUCAUCUACAUUCAUCAUCUCGUUCAACGCGUUGACGACAAGCAGGUGAUCGUUGGUGAUGACAUGAUGCCAAUGAGCGACGCGUUCCGCGACAUCUAUCAUUAUAAGGAAACGGUGAUUCGCGACAAAUUUAUGGAUAUUCUGAAUCAGGUGCCGAAGGAUGUGUCGAAUCCGCAUCAGAUUCCCAUGAUUCGGAUCGCAAUUGAAAUCCUCUUCGAGAUCCUAACAAAUCCCGAGCUCAUUGCGAAAGGCCUUCAUUGGUUCGUCAAAGAGAACGCGUCGGAUCGGGCGUUUCCCGACGAGAAUCUGACGAGGAUUCUCGCGUACGCGCUUCUGCUGGACUACUCGGGUCUCGCGGCCGAACGCGAACACGAAAACUAUCGGAUGCUCACCGUCGAAGAGUUCGAGGCGACGAGCGACGCGCCGUUUCCCAAAUGCGUCCAAAUCGUCAAUCUGCUCCGAUUCCUCGAGUUCACAUUCUACGGCUCGGCCUACAAAAUCCUAUCGGUGGUUCUACCCGAUUUUCUGUACAUGUCGGCGUCGACAAAAGUCAAUUUUCCGACGUUCCUCGGCUACAAAAGCCUAUUCGUGAUGAUCGCCGAGCAAUUCGGCGAGCAGAUCUUCUGGGAAUCGGCCAUCGAGGCGUGGAACCGCAAAGGCCGCGAUUUCGGCGUCGAAGGAACGACGCCGUUCUAUGUAUUCGUCAAUAUGACCGUCAUGCUUUCGACAAUUCUGAAAACAUUCUGCGAGCCGAAUUUGUACGCGAUUCGCAUCAUCGAAAUCAUUCUCGACGCCCUCAACACCGAUCGCGGCCAUCUAGACACGUUCAUCAUUGCGCGCGCCUACGCGCAAUGUGAAAACUAUUUGCUCAAGUGCAAUGAGAGCCGGAAUCAGCAAGGCAUUUCCGGUGAGUUGCUUCUCGAUUCGAAGAAUGCGCCAUGCCGACAGGCGCGUUGCGGUCAGCAAGUUCCUUUGCAAAAAUGGGGUCUCGCAACUAGGAAAACGCUGAAUUGCUACAGUUGGGCGUGCAAUAUGAGUCCGAAAAUCAAUGUAGAAAUUCGACUGGAGCAUUUUCAAGGGGUGACGUUGCUGUUCGGUUGUGUCAUGAACAACUCAAGCGGAUUUCUGCAAUCGCGAUUGGCUCUUGAUCUCGCCAACCUAAUCGAUCCGACCCAAUUCAAAAUGCACAUUGAUCGCGACAACACCGACGAAGUGAAAUUGCGCGCCACCGCCCUCAACAUUCUGUGCGCGAUCUCGUGGAGCUCGCAAAACCAUUUGCACGCCGUCGACACCGACGUGCUGUUCGGCUACCGCAAAGUUCUCGGCAUCAUGACGCGCGGCGCUCUAACCGAGCUCGAACAAUCGGGAGUGUUCCGGAAAGCGGCCGAAACGAUUUGGUACGCGCUCGAGAACGACCUGUGUCCGGAAGCGCGUCGAGUGCUCACCGUCGAAUUGAUGGUUCUCCAUUCGCGGUGCGACACUGUGGGCAGCGAGGUCGAGUAUCUCAUCAUGGAAAAGCUUUUGGAAAAUCGGUCGAAAACGGUGUCGGUGAUGCGACGCGUCAACGCGCUGAUCCGCGAAAGGUAUCCGCUGAAGCGCUUCAAGAAGUUCACGCUAAUCCAAGGCAGCAUCGACGCCUACCUCUAA
This is a messenger RNA of Caenorhabditis bovis, 1881 nucleotides long. The record is from the annotation of a GenBank genome assembly. NCBI's taxonomy places the organism in Eukaryota, Metazoa, Nematoda, Chromadorea, Rhabditida, Rhabditidae.